GAAGCAUUCAGACAUACCAACGAGUCGGUACACUAAGUCCGCCGAUGAAGCGGGGAUCCGAGGCCUAGGCCGAAACCCCGACUUGGUCUUUAGAAUUUUGGACACCAAGUCCCAGCUGCACAAUGGCAAUCAUCUUAUUGGCAACCCAUACUACGUGUUUGUGUAGUUUAUCGACCAAGCAUUUACUAUCAGCGCCAAAUAACUUUUUGCCCCCGUCAAAUCAAGCUCCUUGGGAUGAAAUCCUACAGCAUUGCGUCCAUACCGGCGGACGGCAUCGGCCCGGAGGUUAUUGAUGCCUCCAUUGCCGUCCUUAAUACUCUGGCCGACACCCUAGGCUCGUUCAAUAUCGAAUUCACCCACUUCGACUGGUCUUCAGACACGUACAAGAAGACGGGCAAGUACAUUCCAGAUGGCGGCCUCGACAAGCUCAAAAAGCACGACGCCAUCCUCUUCGGGGCUGUUGGUAGCCCCGAAGUCCCAGACCAUGUUUCCCUAUGGGGUCUCCGCCUCGCCAUCUGCCAACCGUUCCAGCAGUAUGCCAACGUCCGCCCGACCAAGAUCUUCCGCGGCACGCGGUCCCCCCUCCGGGACUGCGCCACCUCGGACCUGGACUGGGUCAUCGUCCGCGAGAAUAGCGAGGGCGAAUAUGCUGGACAGGGAGGGAGGUCCCAUCGCGGCUUGCCAUGGGAGACUGCGACCGAAGUGGCCAUCUUCACCCGCCACGGCGUCGAGCGUAUCAUGCGCUUUGCGUUUGAGCUGGCGAGGAACCGGCCGCGGAAGUUGUUGACGGUGGUCACCAAGAGCAACGCGCAAAGGAACGGGAUGGUAUUGUGGGACGAGGUCGCCGCCGAGGUCGCCCGAGACUUUCCGGACGUGACGUGGGACAAGAUGUUGGUUGAUGCCAUGACGUGCCGGAUGGUGUUGAAGCCUGAAAGCUGCGAUACCAUUGUCGCAUCGAACCUGCACGCCGAUAUCCUCUCUGAUCUGGCAGCAGCCUUGGCUGGUUCCAUUGGAAUUGCACCAACAUCCAAUCUGGAUCCCUCUCGUCAAAACCCAAGCAUGUUCGAACCCAUCCAUGGCAGUGCGUUUGAUAUUACAGGGAAAGGGGUUGCCAACCCCGUAGCCACGUUCUGGACUAGCGCCGAGAUGCUCGCGUGGCUGGGAGAAAAGGACGCAAGCAUGAAGCUCCUGGAAGCUGUGGAACGCGUGUGCGAAAAGGGUGUUGUCACUGCGGAUUUGGGUGGGACGGCUACAACAAAGCAGGUCACAGAUGCCGUCAUUGAUGAGAUCAAGGCUCUGUAUGGUAAGUCCAGUUAAAUAGAACACAUUGCUGUUGUCAUCGCGCGCCAGGUAGCGCCCCCCUGACCUUGCCGUCAGUUCUUGGUAUAUGUGAUCCGGAUCGAUCAAGAACGAUGCAAACUUGUCUUCUUCUCCGCAUGCAGAAAACUCCUCCUUCCAUACUGAGGUCCCAAAUCGACAUGUUUGUCAGGCUAACAAAAUGCAGUACAAUGGACGAAACUGAUCGCAUGAAAGCGACAGAGAUAAAACAAUGCAAGCUCAUCGCAGAUAUCCUCAUCGAAAGAGCGCUAGGGGCCUACAACAAACAAACCAUUACAGCCGUGUUACUUUUCGCAGCCGAUCGGGACUCGCUCUCUUCCCCCCAAGGCUGGGCGUGGCUGGCGCCACAAUGGUCUAAAACCAACAGACAAUUUGCCAAAGUACCAUCAUCGUCAAGUUCUUGUCACGGCUGACGGCAGUAACAAGGUUCAGAUGGGCUUCCGACCUGGCGUUGGAAAGCCAACUGUUACCGAGCUGUCGCUCUCAUUGCCAUCUCGAGUCUCCGCCGGGUAGCGGCACCUUCGCAUAGAUUUCAGGUCAUUGGGGUUUCUGGCCAGCCUGGUGCUGCGGCGAGGGGUGACGGGCGGGGCUGCGACCACCAGAUUUCCACGUGCAUUUGGCAUGGUUUUGGUGGGCGUGACUGAGAUGCUGUUGGGAGUUUUGGCAGGCGAAUCUGCCUCAGAUUUUACGGCUCUUGUCAUUGUUGGUGGGGAUGUGGGUUCCGUGGUGCUGCCCGAGUCCGCCGAUAACUUGGCUGUAUUACUUAGGGCUUGUGGAACGGCAAGUCCGCCUCUGAUUUUUGAAGGUGUCUUCCGCGGAUCGGCCUCGAUGUCAUCGUCAUCGCUAGUGUCAGACUCGUGCCCAUCACUGCUGACGUUAGUAUAGACCUGAGCUAUUUCGGAGAAAGCCUUGCCAUCAAGCGUGCUGCUUUUCGGCCCGCUUGCAUCUCGAGCUACCCUCGCCGCCUGCCUGUCGAUCUUGGUAGGUCUUUCCUGAGGUUUCGAGUGGGCUUCAGGUGUAUACAUAAAGGCCAAGGGGUCGAAGACAGAUGCUCCAGACACGUUUGAAAGGCCGUGACCCAUUUCCAAAUUUACAGCAGGUAAAUCUUGGGAUAUGCUAGAAACAGGGUUGGCCUGAGCCGAAGGCUGCUGAUUCCUUGCUGCAGGUUCGGUCCGCUCUGCGGGCUCUGCGGGCUCUACGGGCUCUACGGGCUCUACGGGAUCUGGGGGCAGUUUUUCUCCGUCCUGGUCCGAUACGACGAGCCUUCUCAUGGCAGCAGCAACAAAGUUGUUUUGAGCCUUGACUGUGUCCUUCUUGCUGGGACGCUUUCGCGGGCUUCCGUCGUUGGGUUCAUCGCGUUUCCGCUUGAGCUCUUGUCUCCGACCCUUGCCAAAAGUUCUCAUGGCUUCUUUUACUGCAGGCUCAAUUCUGAGGUCCCAAUUGGCCGCCUGAUGCUCGUAAAAGCCUGCCCAAAAUGGGUGGACUUGUCCUUGUGGCGUCUUGGGGUCGUGAUUCAAAUAGCCGAGCUUCGAUUCGGCUAUCGCUUUGGUCCAGCCUCUUUAUUUGGGGCCACCAAGGAGAGUAAAUCUAGUGGUUCCGUAUCCCAAAGCCGUACGAGCGGCAAAAAAGCCUCGGGUAAACAACUCGGGGUCGAAGGGAAGUUCGCCAUGUUUGUUGACGGCUUCACGCCAGUCUUUGUGGCUGCUAAAGCAGCCUUUAAGGUAGUCCAGAAGGCGGUUGAAGGUCAGGAAGCAUCGAUGGGACAUUGGGAAGUCGGCAAUAAUCUGAUGGCUCGGCUUGCCUUCCGAGUUGUUGAGACAUCCCGGACCUGGACGAACAGGAAAUGAAUGACGCGUGCAGACGCAUCUGAGAUGGCAGUAUAUGUCCUCGAACUUGAGCCAAGGACGUUGCAAAACCGUUGUAUUGCAAAGAUACCUAAUAUAAACAUCAGGGUCCUGUAGCGCUCGAGUUUCACCAUAGGAGGAUUCAAUGAGAGCCUGGUGGUUAUAUUUUCGACUGGUGCUUGCCGGCGAAGCGAUAGCAUCGCCGGCUUGCCCGGUCUGGGUCGCUUGAGGAUCAUCUCUCUCGGUUUUUCUUUGCGGCAUUGUAGAUGCUCUGCCGCAGGCGGACAUACGUCGGCCAAAACUAUCGUUGAUUAGAGGCAAGAUGGGAAUUAUGUCGGAAAAGGUUGUAUUACCUAUCUCCUAUCCAUGCACGCUGCAAGGACUGCAAAGCUGAAUGGCGAGGUGGUUCGCUUGUGUGUCCUGUGUCUUUUCGUCUCGUUGGUCCAGAAAGUGAGUGUUCAAAUCAAAACAACAUUAAGGCCACAGGUUACAUGGAUAAGUUGCAAAUGUGAGAAAUGGGUGAAAAGGAGGUAGGCAACUAGGUAGUCGCUGCUCCUCGAAGAAUUCGAAAGAACAGAAAGAACAUGGUGGACAGAUUUGGCUGUGCCCGCCCGAUAUGGCAGCAAACAAUCAUUUUCGAUCACAAUCUGGUCACUUUGGGCUCAGAUUUAUUUAUACAUAAUACCAAAGGGAAACCAAGUAUUCUUUUUCGGAUCUCACUCGCAAUGCUGUUUAAACAGUAUUUGCAUAGAUAGAAAGAAGAAAAGGGGGAAAAACAAAACAAUAUAACCCUUUCUCACA
Pyricularia oryzae 70-15 is the source of this 3983-nucleotide messenger RNA. Its product is annotated as tartrate dehydrogenase/decarboxylase ttuC. Gene Ontology annotation, molecular function: magnesium ion binding; oxidoreductase activity, acting on the CH-OH group of donors, NAD or NADP as acceptor; NAD binding. Lineage: Eukaryota; Fungi; Ascomycota; Sordariomycetes; Magnaporthales; Pyriculariaceae. The transcript is spliced from 2 exons. The record is from RefSeq and is a predicted model, not a curated record. Bases 235 to 1317 code for a protein of 360 amino acids.